Drosophila virilis is the source of this 2883-nucleotide messenger RNA. RefSeq names its product protein croquemort. The record is from RefSeq and is a predicted model, not a curated record. Gene Ontology annotation, molecular function: scavenger receptor activity. Lineage: Eukaryota; Metazoa; Arthropoda; Insecta; Diptera; Drosophilidae. Gene Ontology annotation, cellular component: membrane; cytoplasm.
AGCCGAUAGUUCUGAGCAAGUAAGUUCCAGAAUGCUUCAGUUUUUAUUGGGAUUUAUAAGAAUAAUGUCAUAUAUGUAAAAAUAUUCAGGUUUUCCAUUGUUAAAACACUGGCGACUUUACGCCGUUUUAUAAACAUCUAAUAUCUAAAGGAACUGUAAAUAAUAAGGUUCGUUAUUAAUUCGCAAAAAAACUGCGACAUAUUUUUGAUAUUUCUAAAGAGCACUAAAUUUUAAUUAAAGCUGCCAAAAAAUAUGCAACUGCUAAAUGUCAAAUUACGUAAAAGUCAAAUAUAUAUAGUGAAAUUUGUCGCUAAUCUGGUGGCACUUAUCGUGCUCAAAACACACCUAACUUUAUGAAUUAAUAGAUUUUAUUUUUGCUGCACUCUUAGUUAGCUGCUCUUAAGUAAUCACUAUAAUUAUCACAUUAAAGCAAUCUAAUCAAUCAAUCAGAUUUGCAUAUUAAAAACAACAUUCAAAGAAUCCUAUUUAAAGAAUUCAUAUACAUACCUUUUAAUCUAAUCGGAGCAUUUGAUUCGCUGCCUUCUAUAAACAUUGGAAACUCUUGAGUUUAUUCAGCAGUCGCAAAAUGUGCUGCAGCUGCUGCAGUGUCCGCCAACAAAAGAUCUGGGUCUUUGGCCUAGGCAGUUUUCUACUCAUACUAGGCACUGUGCUGCUUUCAGCCUGGCCCAGUCUGUCGCGGCAAUGGAUCCGUAACAUACUGCCCCUGGCGCCAAAUUCGUUUAUAUACAAACGCUGGGUGACCACACCGACACCGGUCUAUAGCACCUUCUAUCUCUUCAAUUGGACCAAUCCGGAGGAUUUAAAUAAUGAUAAAGUGAAACCGAGUUUUGAGCAGCUGGGACCUUAUACGUUCAGUGAUUACAAGGAAAAUGUGCAUCUUAUGUGGCAACAGCCGGAGGUAACCUAUUACGGACGAAGAGUUUGGCACUUUGUGCCAGAGAAAUCCAAGGGUAGUCUGGACGACGUCAUUGUUACUCCACAUUUUCCAACACUGACGGCCGCCCGCUAUGUGCGCAAAUAUCGUCGCCCGCUGCGCAAGAUUAUGAACUUUGCGCUGAAUCGUGAGGGAGGUGGCACCUACAUGAGCUACACGGCUGGACAGUGGCUAUUCGAUGGUUUCUACCAUGAGCUCAUUGACUUUGUGGAGCGUCUGCAUUCGCCGCUGUUGCCACUGUACAGUGACCAUUUCGGCUGGUUCUAUAUGCGCAACAACUCUGAGACGGCCGAGGGUAAUUUCACCAUACACACGGGCCACGGGGAUCUCAAUCGGAUGGGCGAGCUGCAGCUAUGGAAUGGCACCGCACAUACCGGCUACUAUGAGGGCGAGUGUGGCAAGGUCAAUGGCAGCACGGGCGAGCUGUGGGCGCCGGGUCGUCGGUGGCACGAGACAAUUUCCAUAUUUUUGUCAGAUGCAUCGAGAUACAUAAAUCUGUACAGCAUGGCGAAUGUCACUGUGCAGGGCAUCGAUGCCUGGCGCUACGAGACCAGCGAACUGAGCUUCGACAACGGCCAACUGGCGCCGGAUACGAAAUGUUUUUGUGUUGCCAAAAAGGAAUGUCCGCUGAAUGGUGUGCUAGAUUUCUCACCAGCCGCCUAUCAUGGUCCCAUUUACAUGUCGCAUCUGCACUUCUACAUGACAGAUGAGUCCUAUAGGAGAAAUACGACGGGCUUGCGGCCGAAUCCAUUGGAGCAUGGCAUGUAUGUGGUAAUGGAGCCGACACUAGGCAUACCGCUAAGCCUGAAGGGACAAGUUAUGAUCAGUGUACUUGUGCAGCGCGAUGAGGCCAUCGACUACCUGAAGGAUGUGGCCUAUGAUCACUAUGCGCCGCUGUUUGUGGUUCAACUUCACGCCGACUUGGGUGAUGAUCUGAUCCGCCUGCUUAAGCUGGGCUUAAGCGUGCCCCAGAUUGGUCAAUUCGUGGGUCUGGGCUUGCUUUUAAUUGGCCUCAUCAUGCUGAUUGUAGGCGUGCUCGUGAGUAAAAAACAUAUAUGGCACAAUGAGUGGAAAACUAAAGACAGCACGAAAGUAAAAGUAAUUGAAGGCGAUGGCGUUAACGGCAGCAAAUAUUGAUAAGACUGUGUUUUGUUUUCUUUUUGCGAUAACAACUGUUUUCUGUUAUUAUUCGGUUUACUUUGAGUGCAGAAGUGAUUAUAUUAGGCUAUUAUUAAUUGAAGUGCGCCAUAAAAAUGAAAUUCCUAACACAAAUUAGCGUGCUGCUGCUUUUUGGCCAAUUUCCUUGAGGUGUUGCCCAGCUGAGCUCGUCUAGAAUUACACAAAAUUAUAGCCUCUCAGAUAUGCUAAAAUUUAUUAAUAUGUUAAUUAUUGUUUUUUGCUUUUGUUUCAUAAUAUUUGUCGUGAUGUGUGCGGUGCCUGGCGGUGCACAGGUAAAAACCUUGAGCACGUAAGCUGCAUACUUUACGGCGUACGAACUCUUUCACCUAGACACACACGCACACACACACACACACACACACACACACACACACACACACUCACCCACAGCCAAAUUGCUAACUGGAAAUUUGAAAAAUGCCAACAGAAUAUUAUAAGCGGCUAAUUUAUAUGCGCCUGGCACGCAAACUUACGUUUUGCACACACAUUGUUGUCGAAGAGCUCAGUGGGAUAGGGUGCGGUUGGUGGGGCAGCUGGCAAGUAGCUAAGGAAGCUCAGGAAGUGGGCGGCGUUGCAAGUUAAACAAUGUAUGAAAAUAUGAAAAUUAUAUGGCAGCAAGUAUGUGUUGGCCAUAACUUUAAUAAAUACACAUAAGUUAUGAUUAAGCUCUGCAACAGAAUAUCACGAAAAUCUUAAGAAAAAACUGCUGUUGAAAAGGCUUUAAGGCUAAUAAAUUUUGAGUUUCAAUA